Messenger RNA from Neomonachus schauinslandi (Hawaiian monk seal), 1853 nucleotides. RefSeq names its product lymphatic vessel endothelial hyaluronan receptor 1 (gene LYVE1). The transcript has 6 exons. Gene Ontology annotation, molecular function: transmembrane signaling receptor activity; hyaluronic acid binding. The coding region runs from base 117 to 1094 and encodes 325 amino acids. Gene Ontology annotation, cellular component: plasma membrane. Lineage: Eukaryota; Metazoa; Chordata; Mammalia; Carnivora; Phocidae. Gene Ontology annotation, biological process: cell adhesion. The record is from RefSeq and is a predicted model, not a curated record.
GGAGCAGUGGGGCUCCAAUAUAUUUCCAGAAGUCUCCUCCAGACUGGUGAUUAUCUGCCUCUGUUACUGCCAGUGACCAUCCAGGGUGUUUCUCUGGCUGAGAAGGGGUUGGCAUAAUGGCCAAAUGCUUCAGCCUGGUGUUGCUUCUUGCCUCCAUCUGGACCACAAGGCUCCUGGUCACAUCUCUCCGUGUAGAAGAACUUUCCACCUCAGGGCCAUGCAGAAUUAUGGGGGUCACCCUUGUGAACAAAAAGACAGCCCAGCAGCUGAAUUUUGCAGAAGCCCAGGAGGCCUGUAGGCUGAUGGGACUAACUUUGGCCAGCAAAGACCAGGUUGAAGCAGCAUGGAGGUUUGGCUUUGAGACUUGCAGCUAUGGAUGGGUUGCAGAUAAGUUCUUGGUCAUCCCUCGGAUUCUCCCAAACCCCAAGUGUGGGAAGAAUGGGACAGGUGUCCUGGUUUGGAGAAAUUCAGUCAGCAAAAGGUUCUUGGCCUACUGUUACAACUCAUCUGAUACUUGGAUUAACUCAUGCCUUCCAGAAAUUAUCUCCACUAACGACCCCAUAUUCAACACUGAAGAGGCAACGUACAGAACAGAAAUGAUUGUCAGUGACAGUGCAUACUCAGCUUCAACUACUGAUGCACCUUAUUCUGCUACACCUACUCUUGCUCCUACUUCUGCUCUGGCUUCCACUUCUACUCGAAGGAAAAGAAAAUUGAUUUGCGUAACAGAAGGCUUUGUGGAAACUAGCACCAUAUCUACAGAAACAGAAACUGAGUCAUAUACUGAAUAUAAAGCAGCAUUCAAGAAUGAGGCCAUUGGGUUUGGAGGUGUCCCCACGGCUCUGCUAGUGCUUGCGCUCCUCUUCUUUGCUGCUGCAGCUGGUCUGGCAGUUUGCUACGUCAAAAGGUAUGUGAAGACCUUUCCUUUUACAAACAAGAAUCAGCAGAAGGAAAUGAUUGAAACCAAAGUAGUAAAGGAGGAGAAGGCCGAUGAUAGCAACCCUAAUGAGGAAUCAAAGAAAACUGAUAAAAAGCCAGAAGAACCCAAGAGUCCACCCAAAACUACAGUGCGAUGCCUGGAAGCUGAAGUUUAGAAGUUUAGAAGAAAAAGAAAUGAGAGGACACAUUUCCUGAUACAUAUCCUGGCCCCAGAUGGGGAAAGUUAAAGGGCCGAAGAACCAAACAAGAAAGUCCACCCUUGGUUCCUAAAUGGAAUCAACUCAGGGCUACCUUUGGACUAUGGAGUUCACCAAAUGGAAUUCCCUUCUUCUUACUGCAAUCCUUUCUGGAUCCUAUCCUCCUACCUCCAAAGCUUCCCACAGCCUUUCUAGCCUGGCUAUGUCCUAAUUAAUAUCUCUGUGGGAGAAAGGAGCUUCGCAAAGCACAGGGACCUAAAACAGCUAAUCAGAACACAUUUAUAAAGAGGCUUCUUAGUUGGCUGAGAACAGGUGAGUUGAGAACCAAGAAACCACCGAGACUAAGGCUUUCUCUAUUGACUCCACAGGUCAGAUCCUUUCCUCACUCUGAAAAGGUAACAUACAUCAUCUGGCACGCCCUUCUGAGCCAGGCAAGAACAAAAGAAGGAAAGAAAAGUUCAGCAUCUGAAGACCAUGGAGAUUCCCAUGACUUGAGACCUGAUCUCUGUAAAGCCAAAAUAAGUAGAGAAAAAGAAUGAGGCCAAGGAUGUUGUCAGCAUAUUGUCAGCAGGGACUCCAAAUACAGAUAGGGUCAAAGUAGUCACCUCUGAAUAAUCUGAGUCGGAAUCACUUUUUCGAAUACACACACACUUUCUUUUCUUUCUCUUGCUGCUAUUUUCUCUAGAAGUAUACACUUUUACAAGGAACCAAAACAAA